Molecule: messenger RNA, 303 nt
Organism: Strongyloides ratti
Lineage: Eukaryota; Metazoa; Nematoda; Chromadorea; Rhabditida; Strongyloididae
Exons: 1
Coding region: 1-303 (100 amino acids)
Source: RefSeq, a predicted model, not a curated record
AUGUUUAUAAUAAAAGUAUUAUUAUUAAUUUUUGGAUUACCAUUCUUAUUUAUUAUUGGUAAUGAUGAUGGUAACAAAACAUUUUACAAAAAAAUUAUAUAUGAUGAAGUUCAUAGACCACAUACAAUAAGUACUCCAUUAAUACCAUGGUAUGAAUUUUAUAAAUUUCAAUUAAUUCUUAUUGGAUGUCAAUUAUUGUUAUUUACUGUCUUUACUAUUAUUGGAUGGGAUCAUUUAAAAUAUUUUUGUUUUGGUACUGAUGAUAUAAAUUCUACAAGAAUGAAAAAAUUUGCAAAAAAGUAA